Messenger RNA from Chelmon rostratus (copperband butterflyfish), 6156 nucleotides. It is a transcript of the gene pbxip1b, whose product is annotated as pre-B-cell leukemia homeobox interacting protein 1b. NCBI's taxonomy places the organism in Eukaryota, Metazoa, Chordata, Actinopteri, Chaetodontiformes, Chaetodontidae. The transcript has 12 exons. The coding region runs from base 97 to 3210 and encodes 1037 amino acids. The record is from RefSeq and is a predicted model, not a curated record.
UGGGAAGAUUCAGAAGUAUCUGCAGUGUCUGUGAAAGACUGUGGGGUCUGAAGUAAAGCGACGGACCGCGGAGACAGGCAAAGCCUCUAGGGGGCCAUGUCUGGUGGUAGCAGUGCUAACAACAGCUGGACCAUCCUCACUCCUGAGGAAACUGCCACUGAAACCCUGAGGCCUUUGGCAGAGGGCACAGAGCAUCAUGAAGAAAGUGUUACGUCUGCCGCAGGUUCUGGGGAGAACCUGCCUGCAGGUGUUGCAGAAUCUGCAGAGGGGCUCCCUGUGGAGGGCCACCUGGUAUCAGAAGAAAAAACGGCAGGGCUAAGUGGAGACACAAGCACAGAGCAACACACCACCAUGCCCACUGCCAUCACUGAUGCCCCUGUUUCCACCCCUUUGGAAGGGUCCGGCAGCUUUGUCCCUGACAGUGAUGCACUCAGCCAAUCAGAGGGCCUACCUGAGGGCCCGGCACAGUCCAACCCUGACCCUGACUCAUUUUCUGACUCCUACACCCACAUAACCCCCUCCCCCCAUGAGCCCCCAUCCACGCUACUGAGCACAGAGACUCUGGGAGGGUCGGAAUUCACACAGGAGGAAGAGAGGCUCACACAAGAAGGAACACUGCAUCCGUUAAACGGGGAAGGGCUACAACAGGAAGGGGAGGAUUCUGAUCUGUCUACGAGGACAACUGACAUUGGGAAACAGGCAGACUCCCUUGUGGAUUCACAGGUGGGUGAGGAGAGGACUGAGAAGAUUGGAGAGGAGGGAGAGCCAGAGGUGAGGAGAAGGAGGUCUCUCUUGGCAGCUCUGGAGCGGAUCGGAAGGACAGAGGAGGAAGAGGAAGGAGAGGAAGAGUUUCAGCUGCCACAACGAGAGGAAGACAGUGGGUUCUCUGUGAACAAGUGCAUCCUGGGUGCUGUCAUUCUGUUAGGCCUCGGCACCAUCUUUUUUUCAGGUGUCUUCAUGGACCUGGAUGAGGAGAGUGACUAUGGUACAAGGGAGCUGAAAGACGCAGAGUUACCAGGAAAACAGGAGUGGUUCAAUCAAGAUGUUCCUCCACCCCCAGUAGAUGCUGACAGUACAGAGCUUCUAAAUAAGUUAGCCAAAGGGAACCAGCAGAUUUCUGUGCUGCAAGCCCAACUUCAGGCACAGAAAGAAGAGCUAAAAGUAGCCAAGGGACAGGCAGCAGAGGGAGCAAAGGAGCGGCUGCUGUGGGAGGAGAUGGAGAAGGAAAACAGUAGGUUGAAGAAAGAGAUGGCAAGUCUCCCUGUCCUUCAGAAAGAGAACGAGAGGAUGAAGAGAGAGCUGGAGUCUGUCCCUGCCCUACAGAAAGAACUAGAAACACUGAGAUCCACUGUGACUGAAUUAAAACUCUCCUCAGGAACCAGUGAAGCAGCUCAAGCACCUGUGAAGCAUGCUACAUCGCCCUCCAGUGGCCAGCCAGAGGACAGCACACAGAGCACAGCUGGAUCUAUAGAGAGACAGCCAUGGAAGCCAUGGGAUGACCAGAGGGAGAAAAAGAAAGUUAUGAAGAAGGAUAAAAAUGAUAUAAGUGAGAAGAAGGAUGGAAAAGAGGGGUUAGAAAAAUCUAAAUGGAGGGAAAAAGAGAAAAGACAAAGCAAAGAUGGAGGGAAAACAGAAUGGAACAAGGGAAAGCAUGAGGAAGGCAAAUUUGACAAGAAGAAAGAAAAGGAUUUUAAGCAAAAGAGUGAUGAGGCAAAACAGUGGAAGGAGAAGGACUGGAAGAAAGAAAAGGCAAGCAGAGGUGAUGAGGGAAAGCCCUGGAAAGACAGAGAAGGUAAGAAAGAGUGGAUAGAAAAGCGUGAGCGAAAAGAAUGGAAGGAGGAGAAAGACUGGAAAAAGGCAAAGCAUGGGAAAGUGAAUGAGGGUAAACAAUUGAGGAGUCAGGAGGAGAAGAAUGAUUGGACGGUAGGAAAAGACCAUGGAGAGAAGCACAAGGGCAGGGAGGAAUGGAAAGGAGAGAAGGAAUGGAAGAAAGGGAAAGAUGGCUACAAGGGAAGUGGCAAAGAGAAAUGGGAGAGAAAAGAUUGGAAAGAAAAAGGAGAGAAGAAAGAAUGGAAGAAAGAUGGUAACUGGAAGAGUAAAAAUGGCAAAGAUCAUAGCAAAGAAGGGAAAUGGACAGGUGAAAGGAAACAGUGGGAAGAGAGCAAAAAUCAUGGCAAAGACAGUAAGUGGAAGGAUGAGAGGAAACAGGGUAACGAGAAUGAGUGGAAGAGUAAAAAUGGUAAAGAUGAUAAGGAGUGGAAGAGGAAGGAUGAGAGGAAACAUGUUAGCGAGAACGAGUGGAGGAGUAAAAAUGGUGAAGAUUUUAAGGAAUGGAAGAGGAGGGAUGAGAGGAAACAGGGGAACGAGAACGAGUGGAGGAGUAAAAAUGGUAAAGAUGAUAAGGCAUGGAAGAGGAAGGAUGAGAGGAAACAGGGGAACGAGAACGAGUGGAGGAGUAAAAAUGGUAAAGAUGAUAAGGCAUGGAAGAGGAAGGAUGAGAGGAAACAGGGGAACGAGAACGAGUGGAGGAGUAAAAAUGAGAGGAAACAGUGGGAAAAGAAAGAAGAGCAGUGGAACAGAGGAGGACAGAAAGAAAGAAAAUACAAUGGAGAUUUGAACAAGGACACAUCAAGCUCCCAGAAACACAAAGAGGAGCACAAAUUUACCGGUAACCAUGGCCACGAGACAGAGCAUCUGUGGGGAGACAAGAAGCCUCCUCACACACACCGCCGACCCUCCCUGGAACAGCCUGAGUACUGGGUCCAGCAGAGGGAGCGCCUCCAGCACAACCCCAAACCACCACAGCAUUGUAACUCGUUGGAGACCUGUGCCCAGGCUGAGGGGCUGCUCCCUGUCCCCUUCCCUGAGUUCGAGGCGAUCCUCCAAACCUACCUAGCCAAGGCAGAGGAGGUGGGGGUGGAUGCUUCCAAAAGAGAAGAGCUCAAAAAGUUGGCCACCGAAUUCUUCAAGGACGGAGUCUUUGUUCAUGACCAGAUGAGCUUUCAAGAUUUCGCCGAAGAUUUGGGCGAUGUUUUGGAAGACAUGGUUGAAGGAGAUGACAGCGGGGAUGAAGAGGAUAGCGCCAUAGAGGAAGAAAUGGAGGAGUUUGAAAGAGAAGUCCUGAAAAAGUUUUCAGUGCCAGGAGCUGAAGAGAAAGAGGAGAGACCCAAAGGGGAUCAGAGGAAGGAGAGCGUACGAGGACGUGGCUGAUGAAGUGAUGAACCUGAUGGAUCUGUUAAAAGAAGCCAAGAGCAGUCAUGACGGAUGAGGCGUUAUUCAAAGGGAACAUUUUAUAUUGGACCACAAAUGCUUACAAGUAUGCAUUUAUCACCCUGUCGUGCUUUCUACUGGAUCUCAUCUUACUCCUUCCAGGUGUUGUGCAAGAAGUUCAGCUUAUGAUUUGAUUUUACCGUUGUGGCUCCUUUUGUGUUUCACCUGUGCACGCGCGCGCGCGCACACACACACACACACACAUUAGUACUUUAGUACAUUAGUACACCCUUUGCAUAUGGGAGAGUAAACCUGUUAGAUCGAAUUGGAUGUUACUCUGCUUUGACUCUCAUCCAAGAAUAGAUGCUGUAAGUCUUAUUCACAACAACACCUCUUCCUCUGCAAACAGCACCGUGCACUGUUUAAGUCUACAUAUUCACUCAUCAGGCCUGCACCUACAGCACUCCAUCUUUAUGUAUUAACUGAUGUAGCCUGUCUAAUAAUGUCAGAUUAUCUUUAGAUCAUUAACAGUUUUUAUGAAGGGUGGAGUGAAAGUGACCUGCUGAAGUUAAGUGAAUAUUUUAAGUGAAAUUAGAUAAGUAUGCAUUGACUUUGUUUUAAAUGUUUGUACAUAUUAUACUAAAUGUGUUUGAGAACUAUGCUAAAUGCAGAAAUAUAUCAUUAACUUAUUUUAUAGAAGUAAAUAAACAGUUGAUUGGCACAUAAGAUAUUGACAUGUUGAGCAUGUAUGUCUAUUUUCAGGUACAGAACUCAAGUUGUGCACUAAAAUGUCCUUAAUUGUUGUUUUAUCAUGAAUGUAGCAGUUGUUUUUAUUGAUUAGGUUGGUCAUAGGAAAUAGUUGGCCACAAAAGCAUGUUUUCUUUCUUAUCUGUUUACACUCUAACUUAUGAAACAUUGCUGAUUCAAAGGGCCUACAGCCACAUAGAGAUAGUUUUUCAGAUCAGAGGGUGUCGAUGCAUAACCACAUACUGUGGCAGCACAGAGAACUCUGUAUGAUUAGGAUUUAUAUUUGCCCCUAUUACUGUCAUAAAAGCAGAAUAAUAAAUUUGCUGCAUCCCUGUGAUGACAUAACUUGACUUGGUCCUCUUUUCACUCACCUCUUUUCCUGCAUUUGUCUUCAGAGAAUUCUAUCUGCAUUUUAUUAGAUACUGAUUUCAGGUGUUCAUGCUUCAUCUGAAUUCGAUCCUGUUGGUUUUACGUCCUGAUGAUUGUGCAAGGUUAGAAAGAAGGGAUGCUUUUGCUGCUGUCCCUUCCUUUUAUAUUCUCUGUAUCUGGAUGGGUGGAAUAACAACUUAGCUGAUGAUAGCAGAGGAAAAGAAGAAAGAAAAAAGAGGGUGAGACUGGCCAUGAUGGCUUCACGUUAUUCAGUCACAGACUGUUUCGUCUCAGUGACUGGAGACACUGAGUCACCUGUUAAGCAUUGAGACUUAUACAUGAAUACUGCAUAACCGUAUAAGAUCUAAGAGGAAUAACGGUGGAUCGCUGCAUGUGAGAGGUGUUCAGAUUUAGCCACAACAAAGAAAGGUGCAGUUCCACCUUCCAUUCAUCCUCAACGUGUGUUGUGGAACUACAGUACUGUAGCUUCAGCGGUAAUGUCACACAUACAGAAACAUGCAUAUAAUCUAUACUGCUUCCUCUGUGGAAGAGCAACAUGCCACAUAGGUUUAUAUUCCCUAACGCACACUUCUCUGUAAUGAACAUCUUAUAAAGUCUGUGAAAACAGACACUGUAAAUCAGCACUGUUAUAUAAGCAGUGUGUCUUUAAGGAGCAGAGUUUGUACCACACUUCUUGUAUAAAACUACUGCAACUGCAAAUCCUUGCAUUUAAGAAGCUGGAACCAGCAAAUGUUUAACAUUUUUGCUUGAAAAAAUGACUGAAACAAUUCAUCAAUUAGCAAAAUAGUUGCGAUUAAUUUUUCUUUCGAUCGAUUAAUCAACAUUGCAGCUCUGCACGAACCCUUUAAAUAGAAAAUGUGCCUACAGUCAGGGCCAAAUAAUGGAUGAGCGAAGAAGUAUGAACUAUGUUUCGAAAUAAAGACCAACAAAUCCUUAGACACACAUUCACUUACAGCAAAGCAUCAAUCACAAGACAUUAAUCGUAAGACAACUAGCAGCAUCGCCCCAUAGAAAACCCUGGUGCUUUUAUUCCACCGUAUAUGAUUUCUCAGUCCUCUCUGUAGGUCAUUUAUUAUGUGUUAGCAGCUGCAAUCUCCUUUCUCAAUGAUGGCUCAGGGAAUGGAAGAAGAGCUGUAGACUGCUGUUUCAGGUGUAUGGAUAUGUGUGUGCGUGUGUGUGUGAGAGAGAGAGAGAGAGAGAUGCAACUGGGACAGAAAAACAAGGUAUGGGCAUGUUAGGAUGAUAAAGCCAUUGCGCUUGCUUACACUAACUGCCUCCUUAAUAUGCCAGUUGUGCACAUCCUGUCAGAGCUUUGGCUUAAAUGAUAUGACUUCUCCGUGGUGAAACCCAAGUGCCUCAUUCUCAAAAGUUUUUGCAACACAGACUGUGUAAUUAUACCUGAUUUACUGCUCACUUUUUGCUCUCUACAGCAUUUCGCCCACAGUUUCACACUAAUACACUGCAAAAGAAAAAUGUGAGGCUAUGUUCCACACGUUGGCAUGAACUGAGCAAAACAUUAAGCAGUUUGUGCACCUAACUCUGAUUGUCAGUCUGAGUUAGUCUGGGGUUUUCCUGAAUGAGGCGAUUCAUCUGGUAAUCUGUAACUCCUUCCAGAGACUAGUUGCACGCUGAAAUUGCAUCUGAGAAUGCGAUCGCGUCAUGGAAAGAAGUCAGUGGUGUUUGGGAAACGUGGUUUAUAUUUUUACUGAUUGCACUAAAUAGUGCACAGAAAACACAAACUGUGAAAACAUAGAGAGAAAAUGGUGACUGAUUAAUCUUCUUUACUAGAACAGGUUGGCUAGAAAAGGA